AUGUUUAAGUGUAUAAUUUCAGCUUUUAAAGAGAUGAGAAUGAGGUCCUAAAUAUUUCUUUUUGAAAUAAUAAUUCUCUUAUUUGUUUUGGUUUUAGCAGGAGCAGCUACAUAUGUGGAAUUAAGAAUAUUUUAUUACAUUUCAACUCAUUCCUCUGAAACUAUGAUUUCUAAAUUGGAUAUCAAAUAAAUUAAUUAGGCAACAACAUUAGUUUCACAUUAUAUCAAAUAAAAACAUUAAAGAAGUAACAUAUAAUACAAAUAUAAAUAUAGGAAUUAAUCUUAUUGAACAUCUUUCCUCUUUUUUGAUCACAUAUUAAAUAUAAUCACCUAAAUUUACAAAAGUUAAGUAAAUGGAAUCUUGUAUAAAUUCAGAACUGUUAAUAAUUCCUCAAUAUUUUUAUCAAACACCUAAAUUUUGUUAUUAACUUCAUGGAGUUCAUGAUUUGAUAACAUUGCCAUAAAAUAAUUAAAACAUUUCUUUACUAUAUGAUAGUUUAGGUCUAAUGAAUGAGUAUGAUCUCUUAUUUAGUAUUGAAUCCUCUUACUUUAUUUAAGUAGUUGACAAUUCAGAUUACAAAUUUGAUAUUGUUUAUCCUAUUGGAAUGUUGAUUAAUGGAUAUGAUCCUAAAACAAGACCAUGGUAUUCAUAUAAAUUUUAUAACUAAGGUAUGUUAAUCAUAUUAAACAAAUGGAAGUACAUUCAAAUGAAUUGUAUUUUUAUUCUGAAGUUUAUAAAGUGUUCAUUGAAUAAUUUGACUAUCAGUUUUCAAUAACACAUUCAUUAUUUAAUUCUAAAAAGUAGUUCAUUGGAAUUGCCAAAACAAUGUUAACUACUAAUGAUCCUAGUUUUGAAUAUGUUUUAUACAAUAUUAUACUGAUUAAUUAUGCUGGAUAAGUUUUAUAUAAUGGUAUGGAAAUGUGGUAAAAUUUAACAGACAUUUUUUAUGUUUUUAAUGAAACUAUAACUGGAUUUAAUCAAACAGAUUGGUAUAAAAUAGAAUAACAUGCAAUCAAUAGAUUAAGUAGAGAUAAUUCUAAUUAAAUAUUAAUUUUGUAUAAUAAAUAUCAUAAAAAAUUUGUACAUGUUUAAUGUGAAAAAUUCUAAAAAGAAAAUUUUACACUUAUAAUGUAUAUUAUUAAUUAAUAUAUAUAUUAGAUUUACAAAUGUUAGUUCAAUUAAUAUAAUGGAAAAAUAAUUUUAAGAAAUUGAAUAAUCAUUUAUUUUUUGGUAUUUCUUAGCUGCUUCAAUUAUAAUUUCAAUUUGUUCAUUAACAAUUACAAUUAGUUUAAUUGUUAUAAAUUCUAUAUGUUAACCCUUAAUUAAGUUGACUAAUUAAGUAUCCUUACAUGUUUUGUAAUUAGGAAAUAAUAUUAAUCAACAAAUAUUUAAAAUGUUUAACAAAUAAAUAUAUUCAUUGAAUUUACUGAACAAUUUAAAUAAUAAAUUCAUGAAUUUUUAAGAAUUAUUACUUUAAAGUCAAACUACAAAAUGUGAAACUUGUCGAUUACUUGAAAAAAUGAAUUUUAAUAAAAAAGAAAGUAAUAUUAAUCUUAAAUUAAUACAAAAUUAAAAUAUAUUACUACCUGAAUUUAGAUUUGUUGAAUAAAUAUAAGUAUAAGAUAUAAUCAAAAAAAGUCUAUUCUAAGGAGAAUCUAUGAUUAUAUGA
This is a messenger RNA of Paramecium pentaurelia, 1669 nucleotides long. The record is from the annotation of a GenBank genome assembly. NCBI's taxonomy places the organism in Eukaryota, Ciliophora, Oligohymenophorea, Peniculida, Parameciidae.